Xyrauchen texanus (razorback sucker) is the source of this 3288-nucleotide messenger RNA. RefSeq names its product LHFPL tetraspan subfamily member 3 (gene lhfpl3). Gene Ontology annotation, cellular component: plasma membrane. The transcript is spliced from 5 exons. NCBI's taxonomy places the organism in Eukaryota, Metazoa, Chordata, Actinopteri, Cypriniformes, Catostomidae. The record is from RefSeq and is a predicted model, not a curated record. Gene Ontology annotation, biological process: sensory perception of sound. Bases 1299 to 1973 code for a protein of 224 amino acids.
UUGAAUGCGCGGAUAUACAUUGAUUUAUGACGUUAGAGAACUAAUGUAUUUUGCAGUGAUGUCAGUGUCUCUUCUACUCUGCAGACGGGAGUGACAGGGGCAUACUGGGUAUAAUCGGGUGUGCCAGAAAUCUGCGCUGUGCGCUGGAGCGCUGCUUUCCAUCCUCACGAGCGCGUCGCACUGAGAUCUGCAGGAGCGGUGCGAAUCUCACCUCAGCAUUUCAUCUGUCAAACGACAUCACUGUGUAUUGUGUCUUAUGCACGAAUAGGAUUAAAUCGGAUGGACCGCUAGUGCGCAAUUAAGACAACAAACGAGAGGAUAUUGAUAUCUGCGUAUUGCAACAGUAAGUGCGCGUGAAUCCGAGAAGAAUGGAGACGCAAAAAUUAUGCAGUCCAAGCGUCGUCUGAAUGUGAGAGAUUCCUGUUAAACGCGACAGCAGAGGAAGAUCUUUGUAUCUUAUAAUCUCUUGCAAACAGCCUUGGGUUGUAUACGGAGUAUUGUUGCUGAUGCAUUGAAGUGCAUGCUCUUCAUGUGAGCGUAGUCAUUUCUCUUGCUGCCCCAAGUGUGUUAAUUCACCUUAAUGAGAUUGGCUGGAUGCAUAGCGACUGAAUCAGAGGGGAGCUGGAACGGAACAUCACUGGAGUCACCGACAGACUCCCACAUCUACGCUGAACAAAUCACUGUGACAUCUGGCACUAAAAGUGCUUAGUCUGUCGCGACAUCUGUGUGCUGUACUGUCUGUGGCUUGAGUUUAGGCAGCAUCCAAUUCCAGAUUGAAUCCAGAUAGGACCUGAGUCCAAGUUGAAUCAAUAAAGGACGUAAAGCAAAAGGAAUAUAUAAGACAUUUAAACUAAAUUCAGAGAGGACCCAGUCCAUAUUAAAUGACUAAAUCCAAAGAGUAUUUGAGUCUAGACUGAAUCCAAAUUGGUCUUGAAUCCAGAGAGGAACUGAUUCCAGAGUGAAUCCAGAGAGAAACUGAUUCCAGAGUGAAUCCAGAUUGACCCUGAAUCCAGAGAGGAUCUGAGUCGAGACUGAAUCCAUUUUGGGCCUGACACAAGAGAGGGACUGAUUCCAGACUAAAUCCAAUUUGAACCUGAAUCCAAAGAGGAUCAGAGCUCAUACUGAAUCCAUAUUGGACCUGAAUCCAAAGAGUAUCAGAGUCCAGACUGAAUCCAGAGAGGACUUAAAUCCAGACUGAAUCCAGAUAGAACCUAUAUCCAAGCUGAAUCCAGAGAGUCCAGGUUGAAUACAUUGGGGAUUUGAAUCCAAACUCAAUCCAUAUUGCACUGAUUCUAUCUAUGAUCCCUGGCACAUCUGCAGCAAUGCUCCCAGCCACAGAGGCAGCCAAGAUCUACCAGACCAAUUAUGUGAGGAACUCUCGUGCCAUAGGGGUCCUGUGGGCCAUCUUCACCAUCCUCUUCGCCAUUGUGAACGUGGUAUGUUUCGCUCAGCCCUACUGGAUCGGGGACGGCGUGGACACUCCACAGGCCGGCUACUUCGGCCUCUUUCACUACUGCAUAGGGAGCGGUAUGUCCCGGGACCUGACGUGCCAGGGUAGCUUCACAGAGUUUGGCUCCAUCCCAUCUGGCGCCUUCAAAGCAGCAUCCUUCUUCAUUGGGAUGUCCAUGAUGUUGGUGCUGUCCUGCAUUGGCUGCUUCGCCCUCUUCUUCUUCUGCAGUACAGCCACUGUGUAUAAGAUCUGCGGAUGGAUGCAGCUGGCAUCAGGUACGUGUCUGGUGCUGGGCUGUAUGAUUUAUCCUGAUGGAUGGGAUGCUGAUGAGGUGAAGAGAAUGUGCGGAGAAGAAACAGAUAAAUACACCAUUGGAGCAUGCUCAGUGCGCUGGGCGUACAUACUGGCCAUUAUGGGCAUCAUGGACGCCCUCAUUCUCUCCUUCUUGGCUUUCGUCUUGGGCAACAGGCAGGAUGGACUCAUGUCUGAGGAGCUGCUGGGAGACAAGACUGGAAAUGCAUAGAUGGCAAAUACACUAGGUGUUUUUGCCUUAUUGAAAAUAAAAUUAUUUAAAGUCACAAUCCAACUUUAUCCAUCAUUCUGAGCGCAGGAGACCUGAUUGCAGUGGUUUGGAAAACGUUAAAGUGAGGGACCAGAAUGAAUGAAUGAAGUCUGUAAAACUGACUGCUUUUCUUUCCAUAUCCCUUCUUUCACUUUACUUCCCUGGAAAUGCUUUUCAGCACAUCUCUAGUUUGAUUUACCCUGUUAUGUGCCACUUACAUGAUAGGGCAGCUAAUGCACCCUUUAGAAAAACCUAAGACUUGGAUGUAUAUAUAUAUAUAUAAAUAUAUAUAAAAAGUGUGAUUUCUUCUACAUCUUGUCCUCCUCUUCAGACCAGUCUAAUAAUAAUAUAAAUAUUUUGUGAAUUACUAAAAAACACGGUUCUAAUUUAGUGUAAUUUCCAAGUUGAAUUAUGGGAUGUUGACUGACACAGAGCUGCACCACAGUCAUUACUGGCCAGUGUUUCACUCUGGACCUGUAUUGGCAUGAUCGAAAACAUUUCAGCUAGAAGAACAGACACAAUCACAACCACUUCACUGAGAGCUAAUUUAAUUGCAAGUCAUCAAUCUAUCGGGUUUCAAAUGCACAAUUAUUUCACCACUGCACUCUCCGACAUUGUUUUAAAGGGAUAUGUAAACUGAGGAGGUGAGAAUUCACUGUUAAUAUAAUUUAAAAAAAAUGAAGUGUCAAAAUUAGGGGCCGGAAUCUCUGCCAUUAGUAAUUGUGCACAAGCCAAGUAUAUACUGAAUUAGGAGAGUGUUUUAAAAAGUAAUAUGCAUCAAGUGUACACGUUGAAUAUCUGUAUGUCUCGAUUUCGAUAUUUCCUUCUUUGCAGUGUUGGUGCUGUAUAGUUAUGUGUGCCAUAUUUAAGAUGUCCUGAGCUGGUACCAUUUUGUACUCUUGGUAUAGUAAUUUCUCCCACCGAGAAGAAAACCCCAACAGCCUAGAAUCACCAAUCUUAAAGAAAACGUCAUGAGAAAACCUGGAGGAUGUGGUUUCAAAUAGUAAAACCUACAGGAAAUGACUUCACUGUGUACCUGUUGCCACUCCCUCAGUCUAGGACUGCUUUUGGGAGAUUUUGGACGAUACUGGAAGUUCUGAAUGUAAAGAAAAUUGCAAGAAGAAAAAAUUAUUUGCUUUAUUUAUUGGGUGUCUGUCUUGUCAGUUGAUGUUGUAUGUAGGAAAUAAUGUAAAUACACCAUUAAACAUGUAUUAGUUACAAAGAUUCAUUUAACACAAUUCACCCAGAUAUAAAUGAAUAAAGAUUUUACCUCUAC